AUGUCCGACAGAGAUUCUGCUGGGGAGGGUUCCUCCAGCUUGAGUAAGCGAAAGAGAGCUAUCAGCGAUGCGCCUCCACCGCGACCCAUACCCGUCGCGACUCCAAAGGAUGCUGAGGACACUUCGUCCGACGACGACAUAGGGCCUACCUUGCCCCCAGCCGGUGGGUCAAAAAAAAAGAAGCGACGAACCCUUCCCCACGAGAAACUCUACCUGUCGGCAAUGCCAUCCUCGCCGCGAUACUCCAAGUCGUUAAUGCACCGGGAUAACCUUAGCUUCGUGACAAUGACACCGUUUACGGAUUUUCUGAUUACAACAAGUGCGGAUGGUGUCGUAAAGUUCUGGAAGAAGGUGGCCGUAGGGAUUGAGUUCGUGAAGAUGUUCCGCGCACACACCGCGGAUAUUGUGAGCGUCAAUGUUAGUAGCGAUGGGCGGUGUUUUGCUACGGCCGGAGCUGACAAUAGGGUUGCCGUUUUUGACGUGGACACUUUCGAUCUUUUGACAACCCUUACACUGCCAAAUACUCCACGAGCCAUUUGUUGGGUGCAUAAACGUGGAUCUUCCUUGCCAUUGCUAGCAAUUUCAGACACCGAGACAACAGCGAUUAAUAUCUACGACGGUCGACCGGAGAGUAUGAAGGUUCUCGCAACAUUACCAAAGCUCCAUAGAGCUAUCGUUCAUCUGAUGUCUUUCAAUGACAAGUACGAUACGGUGGUGUCGUGCGAUGAAGGUGGGAUGAUAGAAUACUGGAGCCCACAUUCUGAACGUGAAUUCGAAAAGCCAUCCUCAGUUUUCGUGUUCAAAUCUGAUACCAGCCUCCUGGACUUCAAGCGGGCAAAAUCAGUACCUUCCUCGUUAGCGAUCUCCCCAACUUGUGAACAAUUCGCUACGUUUUCAUAUCCUGACCGUCAAGUCCGCGUCUUCGAUUUCUCCUCCGCAAAGCUCUACAGAUCAUAUGACGAGUCCAUCAGCACCCUGACCACGAUCCAGCAAGCAGCUUCCUCAGAUAGAAAGCUCCCGGAUCUUGAAUUUGGCCGCCGCAUAGCUGUAGAAACAGAUCUAACCUCGCUGUCCUCCCUCACAAAACAAAACAUAAUAUUUGACGAAUCUGGCUACUUUAUAAUCUACGGAUCCCUUGCGGGUAUCAAAAUCCUAAACAUGACUACAAAUACCUUACCCCGUCUCCUCUCAGCAGAAGAAGGGAUUCGCCCAAUGCACCUAGCAAUCUAUCAAGGCGCCCCGAAGAAAAAAUCCUUAAUGACCGUAGAGAUGGCGGCAUCCGCGAACCCGCUCCUCAACGAAUCCACCGAACGAGACCCUAUGAUCGUCUGCACAGCCUACCAAAAACCCCGCUUCUAUAUCUUUACCAACGACUCUAGCGCUUCAAAGUCUGAGCGCGAUAUCUUGAAUGAGAAGCCGGCCCAGGCAAACCAGGCGAGCGCCGGCCCCAUCGCUACAACGGUAAAACAGGAAAGUGGCCAGGCGGCAAUAAUGCACACCUCGCUUGGCGACAUCCAUGUACGACUAUUCCCGGAGGCUGCGCCAAAAACCGUGGAGAACUUUGUCACACACGCCAGAAGCCAAUACUACAACGGGACCAUAUUCCAUCGUGUCAUCAAGAAGUUUAUGAUACAGGGUGGGGACCCGCUUGGCGACGGUACCGGCGGAGAAUCGAUCUGGGGUGGGGAGUUCGAGGAUGAGUUUUCCACGCUCAAGCACGAUAAACCGUAUACGCUGUCAAUGGCUAAUGCUGGCCCAAACACAAAUGGGUCACAAUUCUUCAUUACCACGGAGAAAACACCCUGGUUGGACAACCGCCAUACUAUAUUCGGGCGAGCCACGCAGGGACUGGAUGUCGUGCACAAGAUCGAGAACGUACGCACAUUCAAGGAGAAGCCGGAGGAUGAUGUGAAGAUUAUUAGUAUCACUGUGUUGUAA
Molecule: messenger RNA, 1938 nt
Organism: Tuber melanosporum (Perigord truffle)
Lineage: Eukaryota; Fungi; Ascomycota; Pezizomycetes; Pezizales; Tuberaceae
Exons: 4
Coding region: 1-1938 (645 amino acids)
Biological process (GO): protein folding; protein peptidyl-prolyl isomerization
Molecular function (GO): protein binding; peptidyl-prolyl cis-trans isomerase activity
Source: RefSeq, a predicted model, not a curated record